AUGGAAGCACGAGUAACUAUUAUUGAUAAAAAUACCAUAGCUGAAAUAGUUGAUAUAAUAACGAAAAAAUGUGAUACGGGAAAAAAUUUACCUGCUUUCCGAAUGACGCGAAAUCAAAGAGUCGAGGCGUCUGCCGAUAGAACACUGGAUAGCGCGCGAACGGCCGACGGGACCGAAAGAAAAAACAAUUAUUGGAACGCAGUGCCGUCGACUAAAGAUGGCUGCGGCGGCUGCGAAUACGACACUUGUAUUGUAGAAACGACUGUGGAGACGACACUGUCCUGUAUCAACGACGAAGUGUUGACGUGGUAA
This is a messenger RNA of Cinara cedri, 312 nucleotides long. NCBI's taxonomy places the organism in Eukaryota, Metazoa, Arthropoda, Insecta, Hemiptera, Aphididae. The record is from the annotation of a GenBank genome assembly.